Molecule: messenger RNA, 1632 nt
Organism: Aspergillus steynii IBT 23096
Lineage: Eukaryota; Fungi; Ascomycota; Eurotiomycetes; Eurotiales; Aspergillaceae
Product: putative MFS transporter
Exons: 7
Coding region: 1-1632 (543 amino acids)
Biological process (GO): transmembrane transport
Molecular function (GO): transmembrane transporter activity
Source: RefSeq, a predicted model, not a curated record
AUGGCACCCAAUGUGGACCGGGAUGCUGUCCCGGGGACAUUUACUCUGGUGGAUCUGGACCAUGUCAUGGCGAGUCGUCACUUGGAUCGCGGCGAUAGUGACAUCGUUCUGGUUCCGCAACCGUCCAAUGAUCCCGACGACCCUCUGAAUUGGUCUCCGAGACGGAAGCUGCUGUCUACCGUCUGUGUUAGCGUGUACACCAUGUUCAAUGGAAUCGCAUGUUCGGUCGUCUACUCGGUUCUGGUUCCUCUCUCUGAAGCGACAGGCGUCAGCGUCAGUACGUUGAACGAGGGGACGGGGUAUCUGUUUCUGCUGGCAGGCUGGAGUCUUUUGUUUUGGCAGCCGUUUGCAUUGCAGUACGGCAAACGGUUCACUUAUAUCUUUUCUCUGAUUGGAGCCGCGGUACGACUCUUCGAGACCUUCCAAUUGGAUCCCUUCAUAACUAGCAACGGGCAAUGGAUUGGCCGCAGCAUCCUUGCCGGGUUCUUCACGGCCCCAAUUGAAGCUCUUCCGGAGGUGUCUGUCACGGAUGUGUAUUUCACCCACGAACGGGGGACAUACAUGGCUCUGUAUGCCUUCUUUCUCGCCGGGAGCAACUACUUUGCGCCGGUGAUCUGCGGGUUUAUCGCCGAAUAUCACGGCUGGGAAUGGGUGUUCUACUGGCCUGCCAUCUUCUGCGCCUGUGCUGUCGUGUUCCUGUUCUUCUUCAUGGAGGAGACGAGCUAUUCGCGUGGCACGGCUCAUUCCACACCGGGGGGUGCCGUUGAGUCGCCUACCACGACUUCGGAGCAUGGCGACCCGGAAAAGACGGUACCUGCUGACUCGCAAGGAGACACGGCAUACGGCACGGUCUACACGAAGAAGACGUAUCUCCAGAAAUUGUCUCUGUGGGGGCCUCGACAGCCCAGGAACAACAUGCUUCGGCGGCUCUACCACACGCUGUACUAUCUAUCAUGGCCGGUGAUCUUCUACGCGGGGUUCUCCUACGGGUCUUAUCUGGUGUGGUUUAACGUGUUGAAUGCCACUGCCUCGAUAAUUUUGGGCUCUGCGCCGUACAACUUCAGUUCCUCGAUGGUUGGACUUAGCUACGUUGCAUGCUGUAUCGGGGUAGUCCUCGGAUCCCUAUUCACCGGCCGCUUCAGCGACUGGCUGACUAUUCGCCUGGCGCGCCGCAACAACGGAGUCAUGGAAGCCGAGCAGCGUCUCUGGCCCUUUGCAAUCUGCCUGAUCAUACUUCCGGGGGCCCUCAUUCUCUGGGGUGUGGGCGCGGCCCACCACGUCCACUGGUUCGGACUGUUAGUUGCCAUGUGCGUUCUGGCCAUGGCCAACACGUGUGGGAUCACGCUCAGCGUCAACUACAUGGUGGACAGCUACCGGGAGCUGAGUGGCGACGCAAUGGCCAGCAUCAUCCUGGUGCGAAACACGAUGUCUUUUGCCAUUGGCUACGGAAUCACACCGUGGAUCAACAACCUCGGAUACCAGAACUGCUUCAUCUCGGCCGCCUUCAUCGGCAUGGCCUGUUCCGCCGUCUUCCUAGUGAUGAUCAAAUGGGGGAAGACGUUCCGGACGCGCAGUCGCGAGAAGUACUGGAACCUAGUGGUAGAGAACUGGGAGAAAGGAAUGAGCCAUUAA